This is a messenger RNA of Acanthisitta chloris (rifleman), 837 nucleotides long. It is a transcript of the gene C1QTNF1, whose product is annotated as C1q and tumor necrosis factor related protein 1. The coding region runs from base 1 to 837 and encodes 278 amino acids. NCBI's taxonomy places the organism in Eukaryota, Metazoa, Chordata, Aves, Passeriformes, Acanthisittidae. The transcript has 3 exons. Gene Ontology annotation, molecular function: protein binding. The record is from RefSeq and is a predicted model, not a curated record.
AUGGAGGGGCUGUGGGUGCACGGAGUCCUGCUGCUCUGCCUGCUGCUGCCCUGCCCUGCAGGGAGCCAGACCAGCCCCAUCCCCAACCAGCGAUGGUGGACAUACCCCGAGGAGGCUCCGUCCCAGCACCAAGCUGCCAGGGCCACACAGGAGCAGAAGGCAGAUGGUGCCCAGGAGGGGCUGCCCCAGCGGACCCGCUGUGUCCGCUGCUGCCCCUCGCCCGACCAGCACUUCUCCUACCCCCAGUACCAGCCUCGGCCUCAGAUCAACAUGACCAUCCUGAAAGGCGAGAAGGGGGACCGUGGUGAGCGUGGCAUGCAGGGAAAGUUUGGCAAGACCGGAGUGGCUGGCAGCAGGGGCCACGCAGGACCCAAGGGACAGAAGGGCAGUGUGGGUGCCCCAGGGGAGCGCUGCAAGAACCACUACGCUGCCUUCUCGGUGGGCCGCAAGAAACCCCUGCACAGCAACGACUACUACCAGACCCUCAUCUUCGACACAGAGUUUGUCAACCUCUACGACCACUUCAACAUGUUCACCGGCAAGUUUUACUGCUAUGUCCCUGGGAUCUACUACUUCAGCCUCAAUGUGCACACCUGGAACCAGAAGGAGACGUACCUGCACAUCAUGCGUAAUGAGGCGGAGGUGGUGAUCCUCUACGCCCAGGUGAGCGACCGCAGCAUCAUGCAGAGCCAGAGUGUCAUGCUGGAGCUGCAGGAGCAGGAUGAGGUCUGGGUGCGGCUCUACAAGGGUGAGCGCGAAAAUGCCAUCUUCAGUGACGAGUAUGACACUUACAUCACCUUCAGUGGCCACCUCAUCAAGUACAGUGGGGACCCCUGA